GGAGUUGAUCCAAAUCAGAUGAAUCAUGAUGGGCUGACAGCACUACAUCAAGCAUGCAUUGAUGGGUCACUUGAGAUGGUAAACCUACUCCUGAAAGCGGGUGCUAAUGUUAAUAUAGUUGACAGGGACUUAUGGACACCUCUCCAUGCUGCUGCUACUUGUGGACAUUUCAAAAUUGUGACAACACUUAUCAGAGCUGGUGCAAAUCUGAUAGCUAUCAAUGGUGAUGGAGACCUACCAUACGACAUAACAGAAGAUGAGGUGACUCAACAUUACCUAGAGAAUGAAAUGACCAAAAGAGGUAUCACCCAGGAGUUCAUCAAUCUGGCUCGCCAGGCUUCCCAUGAUAAAAUGAAGGAUGACAUAGAAUAUCUCAUUGAGAAUGAUGGUGAUAUCAACCAGCCUCUGGAUCAAGGGGGUACACUGCUACAUAUAGCCAUAGCAAAUUGUUUUACUGAUUUAAUGGAAAUUUUGCUUGAAAAUGGGGCAGAUGUUACAGCACGUGAUGAAGAUGGCUGGGAACCUAUACACGUAGCAGCUUACUGGUGCAAUGAAAAUGCAAUGGAAGCUUUGGCUGAAAAAGGGGCAAAUCUACGGUCUCUGACUGAUAAUGGAGAAGUGCCCUAUGAUCUUUGUGAUGAUCCAAAUUUGAAGAUUCACUUCCUUCAUAUGAUCAAUGAAAGACCAGAAUAUAAAUUUAAAGGAGAUACAGAGGAUGAUGUACCUCUGAAGGAGGACACAAAUGAAACCUUAUAUGGAGAAAAUGAUAUAAAAAUAGAAGAUGCUGUCCAAGAGUCACAGCAAAAGAACGAAGGUCUUUAUUCUGAACAUUUUAUAACAGAGCCAGAGGACACUGCUGGAAAGAGAUCUUCUGAAGAAGUGCCUUUAAAUCCCUUGCUAAAUCUCCAAGCAACAGAACUAUCUGAGCGCAGAAAUUCAGUCAAGGAGGCCAAACAUAGGGCACCACUGAAGAGAAUGAACAGCAUUGAGAUUGGCAACAUGGGAAAAAUUUCGCCCUAUGCAACUAAAACUGGAUUAGAAAUUUCUGACCAUGAUAAGGACAUCAUACAUGGUGAAAAGACACUAGAAAGAAACAGUCGUUAUCAAAAUUCAACCCUUGGGGCACAAAACACUGAAGAUCAAAAUACCAUAAAGGAGAUUUUGGAUCAAAAACUUACGAACAAAAAAUCACUUGAAAAUUCUCAGUCUGACAAAGAAAAUGCCAUUCCAAGCCAAGAUAACAACAUUAGUCCAGUACUCAGCAAGAACAUAAAUGAAGCUUCAGAGACAACACAAUCAGCCAACUCCCAGGAGGAGAGUGACCAGCCUGCUGCAUCCACAAAGCUCAUCCACAUUCCCCGCAAGAAAAAGCCAGCACCUCCUCCUCCCCAGGGAUCACUGCUGUAUCUGAAGAGGCAACGGCAAGAAGCUCGUGAACUUCAGCUUGGGAUGCUGAAUGAGAGAAAUGUAAUUUUGCCUCCCACAACGCAGGGCUCUCAUGCUUCUUACAUCUAUAACCCACCUCCGAGCCCAACGAUGAUACGUUACCAUUACAAAAUGACUUUGGAUGAGGUCACCCAUGUUGAUUUCAUAAAAGAGAAAAAAUGCUCUAUCAUAGGAUCGAGUGCUCCUUACGGCGGCGGAAGAGGUUCUUGGACCGCAACUACAGCGGGCCAGUCGCAGGUAAGGCAGCUCACGCCUACUUUCACGUUUGUUUGGUGGUUUGAUCGUACAUGUAGAUCAAAGCCCAGUUCAAGAAGAAGAAUGGCCGACGUGAUGAGACUCCCAGAACAGGUCUCUGCUCAGGCCUAUAUGAUGAACUUGAUGGUGGAUGGAGAUGACGAUGAAGAUGUCCGCCUCCACUUGGCAGCAGUUUGUGAUGAUGGCGAAGGUAUGAGAAAAAUUCUAAGCGAACCUGAGUCUCUCCAGUGGAUCAACCAUAGAGUGCGACCAUACCUGGCACCCCCUCUUCGAUUAGCUGUGUCAGGAGGAAGUGUGGAGUGUGCAAAAGUUCUAAUAGAAGCUGGAGCAGAUAUUGAACUAGAAGAUGUUAAGGGACAGACUCCACUUUUUGUUGCAACUUCUACAAGAAAAACAGAAUUAAUGAAGGUGUUGCUUGAAUCUGGUGCUAAUCCUGAAGGAAGCAAGAAGAAUCGUUGCUCUCCCCUGUUAGUUGCUGUUCGUGAUGGAUUCUCAGAGGGUGUCAAGUUGCUCUUGAAAUACGGGGCUGACCCAGAACCCUUUGACCAGAUCCUGACCUGUGUGCCAGGCUGGCCUCUGCAGCAUGCCAUUGUCUAUGCUCACUUCUCCUGUUUCUUGGAAUUGGUCAAAGGAGGAUGUGUGGCCAACCUUAGAGACCUGCCCUAUGAGGUCAAUUCCAGCAUUGUUUCACGGCUUUCCAUUCCACACGCAAUCCUCAAGUAUGCCAGGGACUACCCUGAGUUCGUUAUACUGUAUCAUGAGAUUGGAGGUAAUCUCUGGCAGUUAAAUAAUAAGGGAUUAUCUCCAUUAGAAGAAUUUCCUGAAAGCUCUCCUGCAAAGCAGUCAAUAACCUCUCUUUUAGGUUCUACUAGAAGCUUAAAAUCAAUUUGUCGACACAAGAUACGACAACAGUUUCACAGAAGAAACCUUGACAAAUUGACGUCUUUAGAUCUUCCCUCUUGCCUUAUUCCAUAUCUUAGUUUUGAGGAAUUCACAAAAUAUUCAAAAAGGACUGAGGAGAAUACACACACUAAAGUUGUCAAAAAGGAAGAAUGAAACAAAUGGCAGUCAGUGACAAAGACCACAAAUAGAGGCGUUGCAACAAAAUACUGAUUACUUACUGAAUGUCAGAAGCAUUGGAAGCUGUUGAAAAAUGUGAGUGGGUCAAGUGUGCAUGGUAUUGGAUUUUCUACUUACUUUAAAGUCAGUUUUAUGUUUGUGUUACUUUUGUUAUUUAUUAUUUUCAAUUCUACUCUAUGUUUUGUUGUGAAUACUUUUAUCUGUUUUUGAUGUUUAGGUAUCUUUAAUAUCUAUAUUUAUCUGGUACAAUCCAAAUAUCUUAAGAUGUGUCUUGAACUGACAACUUUGAAGUUUUUAAAACUACAAAUAUGUAGAAUUACUUAGUGCUUGCUGUUAUACCGAAGCACUCCUGUGAAGUUAAAGUGAACUGUUCUUUUAGAGUUAUUGUUAAUAUGGACAUGAGCAUCAUGUUUGUAUAUUUUUAGGUAAUAUGUGAGUAUUUAUUAAUAUAUUUACUUUCUUAUUUAUUUAUUUAUUUAUUUAUUUACUGUUCAUUGCCAUGAGGGUCUAAUUAUCAGAUCUUUUAAUUGUUAAGUAAAUCAUAUUCUUAUUGGAUGACUGAGGAAAUGUAAAGAAUGUUUGUAUGUGUAAUAUAGAUCUGUAAAGAAAAUUAUCUCAACAGUAAGGUUAUCUGUGUGAUAUCUAAUGCAGAAUGUGUAUGUCUUAUUUAUUGUCAGUGGUUGAUUUAUGAAUGUUAGUAAGAUAUGAAUACAUAGCCUAAGUAUAAUAUUCUUAAACUCUGCUGGUCAGUGUAAUGUUUUACAUACAAAUGUUUUAUAAAUCUAGUCAUAUAAAGGAUUUGAUAUUCAUUGGAUAUGAGAAACAGUAGUUUUUCAAUUGUAAUUAAUUAUGAAAUAAGUUCUUUUUUCUACAAAGACUUUUCAAGUCUGAUAAGUACAAUCAAGUGAUUGUAUGAUUCAGGUUUCUGACACUAAUGAAUUGGGUAGACUCUAACCAUUACUGAUAGAUUUUUUUAUAUAAAAUUAGAGGCCUUAUUAUCAAAAUGUCACAAUUGUAAAAAUGUUUAUUUUUAUUAACUUUUUAAAAAAGCAUACAAACUUCUAGUAAAACUGAAUGCCGUGUUUUGCUACUGCAUAGGCAAUAUAGUCAUGGAAAGAUCACUCAGGGAAGAAAGACCAUAGGGACAUGUAUGCAUCGACAAAUUUCUGUUACCUAGUCCUAGCUUGUAUGACCAUUAUCAGUUUUAGUGUAUGGUCUGAGUCUACUUUUGAAAACAAAUAUUUUGUAAUUUUUCAAAUAAACAAUAUAUAGGAAA
This is a messenger RNA of Penaeus vannamei (Pacific white shrimp), 4057 nucleotides long. NCBI's taxonomy places the organism in Eukaryota, Metazoa, Arthropoda, Malacostraca, Decapoda, Penaeidae. The record is from RefSeq and is a predicted model, not a curated record.